Myxocyprinus asiaticus (Chinese sucker) is the source of this 6064-nucleotide messenger RNA. Its product is annotated as autism susceptibility gene 2 protein homolog. The record is from RefSeq and is a predicted model, not a curated record. The transcript has 19 exons. Lineage: Eukaryota; Metazoa; Chordata; Actinopteri; Cypriniformes; Catostomidae. The coding region runs from base 810 to 4610 and encodes 1266 amino acids.
UUGCAGGUUUUAAUUGUUUCUGGGAAGAAAAAAAAAUCGCUUUUGUUUUCCUUUCCAAAGAAGAUCGCUUUCCGAAUGCAGACGACUUGAUCGGACGACCCUCCUCCUCCACUCGCCAGGGUUUGCCUGUGUUGGUUUUGUCCUGCAGGAGAAAAGGCAGGCUUUGUGUUUUGGUGGAUCUAGAGCUGGAGAAGGAGGCAGUGCCAGGCGCUGCUGCUGCUGCUGCUGUUGCUGUUGCUGCUGUGGGCUGAACCGGCCACGGUGCGAGAGAUUCACUGACGGAGACAGAGAGAGAAAGAGAGGCAGAUAAAAAGGACUCAUGGAAGACAGCAAGCGAGCAUGAUAUCCAGCAGGGACGGAGGAUGGGAAGGUGUCAGACUGCACUUAAACAGAGUGUUGGGUCAGUGAGGACAACCAUGUGGAGACCUGGUAGAGCUCUGUUAGAAGACACUUCAAGUGAUCUGCUUGUUUAUUUCACCUAAACUUGGGCUGAAAUUGAUGCUUAUCGGAUACUUUCCAGUUUGGUAACCACCAGCAGGAUUUGGAUUUCUGUGCUUGUGGAUAUAUGCGUUUAUCCCUUUGGAAUCAUAUGUGCAUAUUGCAUGUCAAACACAGUCGCAUAGCAUCACCAGAUAUUUGGAUUUGGAUAAUCGCACUUCUUUCACUGGAGUACAGUUAUUGAGCUUUCUCUUACAGGUAUUUUUUGGGAAUUGUAGGAGUUAAAGCACUCUCAAACCUGCAACCAACACUAAGCAAGGACUGAGAGCCUCCCAGCAGGAAGUGUUUGGUUGAGUUUGUCAUCCGGUGAAAUGGAUGGUCCACGUCGCAGCGGGAUCCGGAAAAAGCGGAAGUCUCGGUCUGUGCGAGACCGGGAACGCAUAUCUAAUGGGAUGAGGAAUAACCAUGUCCGUGGCUCCGUGCAUCGAUUCUCCUCAGAUUCUGAGAGGGAAAACAGUAUCAACCCAUCUUCCUCUCGUCCCAGGCCACCGAGGAGGAAGAGGAAGGUGUCUAUGUCAGCCGAGGAGGACAUCAUUGAUGGAUUCUCAAUAUCAGGAUUUAUAACAUUGGAAGCUCUUGAGAAGGACAUGACUCUGAAGCCCCAUGAACGGAGACAGAACCAGGCAGGACCGCUGCGCAAGAAGAAGCCCAGUAGAGGUCUGAAUGGUCUGAACUGCGACCUGCACAAGGACCGGCUCAACCACAACAACCACCAGCACCAUCACUCUGACCAGGAGAACAACCCUCGUCUGGCCCACACACACGGCAAGAAGAAGAAAAAAUUGCAGAAGAAACACAGACCGCUGAAGCCGGGCCAGAACAACUGCAAAGACAGUGAUAGUGAGAGCGUCAGUGGAGAGUCCAAACCCUCCAUCCGUAGCAGCUCCAGAGACAGAUUGACCGACUGUGACAGUGAGAGUGACCAAGAAGACAAGGGCUCAGAUGCCAGCUCAGAGAAACUCUUCAGCACAGCUGCAAUUAAAGUUCCAGAUUUUAGCGUUGAUGCACUCUCCACCAAUGCCAGCCAGGAGCUGCGAGGCCUGGGCAUUCCCAAAGUGUCAGGCCUAGAGCGCAGCCAAGAGAAGAGCCAGGAGACUUCCAGUGAACUCCCCUCGGCCACCCCAUCACUGGUGCCCACCUCCCAUCCCAAACCUCCCCUCCCCUCCCCUCUUCACCUACAGCCACCCCCCACCAAACGGGCAUUACCCUUGCCCCCGAGCCCAGCCCAAACCCAGCACCCUUGCCCAGAGCGCCCACUUAGACCGCCGACGCCCUCCACCACUCUGCCUCUCAACCAGGGCCACGAGCCCUUUCAGGCAGCCCCACCCCAGCCUCUGCAACCACCUGAGCUGCCUUCGCACCCUAGGCCACCCCCAACUACGGGCAUCUAUCACCACCCCCCAUCACCAGCACUACCAACCCAGCAGAACCCCACCCAACCUGCACAGCAUAGGCCACCUUCGUGGUGCCACCAACGCCCGGUUCCAGCCUACAACAGCAGCAUUAGCCUCAACAGACUGAGCAGUAGUCGAAGCAGCACUCCAGGGAAGCCACCGGGCCCCUCUCCAGCCCCUCAUCUGCACCAUCACCAACCCUCCUUCCCCCUGCCCUUGCCGACGACCCCCACGGCCUCUCACACCUUCCCCCCCUCCCUGCCGUCCUCCACUCUUCCUCAUCACACCAAUAUGUUUGCGUCGCCCGCUGCUCUGCCUCCACCUCCUCCUCUCACCUCAAACACUCUGCCGGUCCCCGGACACCCAGCUGGGAGUGCCUACUCAGAACAAGACCUUCUCCGGCAGGAAUUAAACACUCGUUUCCUUGCAUCUCAGAGUGCGGAUCGUGGGGCAUCACUGGGUCCCCCUCCAUACUUGCGGACUGAGUUCCACCAGCACCAACACCAGCAUCAACAUCAGCACCAGCACACACACCAACACACACACCAGCACACCUUCACCCCUUUCCCCCACGCCAUCAUGCCCACGCCUGCACCUCCCAUGGUGCGUACCCCAUCCAGAAAUUUUGACAAAUACCCUACUAAAGUUGACCCAUUCUACAGACACAGCCUGUUCCACUCAUACCCCCCAGCUGUGUCUGGCAUUCCGCCCGUCAUCCCGCCGACAGGGCCCUUCGGAUCUCUGCAGGGAGCGUUCCAGCCCAAGACCUCAAACCCUCUAGACGUGGCAGCCAGGCCUGGAGCUGUCCCACACACACUCCUUCAGAAAGACCCACGGCUGACGGAUCCGUUCCGGCCAGUUCUCAGGAAACCAGGAAAGUGGUGUGCUAUGCAUGUCCAUAUCGCCUGGCAAAUAUACCACCACCAACAGAAAGUAAAGCAGCAGAUGCAGGUUGACCCACACAAGCUGGACUUCGGCCUCAAACCAGAGUUCCUAUGUCGACCCCCUGGUCCAACUCUGUUUGGAGCUAUCCAUCACCCUCAUGACUUGGCACGACCUGCAACGCUUUUCACAGCAGCAGGGUCCACGCACCCCUCAGCUGCACCUUUCGGACACCCUCCACAUCACCCUAGCAACUUUCUUACCCCAGCACCUCACUUGGAACCCUUCAGCAGACCGCCUUCAUUUGGAGGUCUAGCCUCAUUAAGCACUGCAGCCUUUGGUGGGCUGGGAAACCCAGCACUCACACCCAACUCUGUAUUUGGCCAUAAAGACGCAUCCAGCGCACAGCAGCACUUCAGCGGGCCCCACGAGCCAUGGAACAGACUCCACCGCACUCCUCCUUCUUUCCCGACCCCACCUCCCUGGCUCAAACCUGGGGACUCUGAACGCAGCACGUCAGUCAGCUCCCAUGAGAGGGACAGAGACAGAGAGAGGGACAGGGAGAGAGAACGUGACAUGGACAAAAGGGACUCCUCAGUCAACAAGGACGAUAAGGAGCGGGAGCCCACAGAGAAGAGACACCAGAAUCACCCAUCACCAAUUCCUGUUAACCCCCUCAGUCUGUUGGGCCACACCCGGCCGUCUGAACCUUCCCGGAACCACGUCCCCUCCAGUGAGCCUCGGGACAAGGACAAGCCCAAAGAUCGGGAGCGAGAACGCGAGCACUCGGACUGGAAAGACUCCAACACAGAUGAACACAAAGAAAAAGAGAAUCACCACAGUGACAAAGACACUCCUGUCAUCCAUGAUGGUCGGAUUCAAGAAGACAAGCCAGCCAGUCGGGUUACAGCAUCACCCUACAUACGGCCAGCUGGCCUAGAGCGGGUGAAUGGUGGCCUGAGUCGAGAGAUUGUGGAGAAGAAGGGCGAGAUUACAUAUGAAAAGAAAAACAGUGAGGUGAAAGUGAAAGAGGAGAGAAAAGAGGAGCAGGACGGUCCCAGAGAGAGAUCCCCAGAGCAAAGAUCAACACCUCAGGCACCUCCUGCCCCUGCUCUUCACCCGCCCUCCUCAAUGCCAGUACCAAUGGGAAUGGCCAGCAUGCAUCCCAUAAACAGUAUCAGUAGCCUGGAGAGGACUCGUAUGGUGGCACCCUUCAUGGGCAUUAGCCCCAUCCCAGGCGCAGAGAGGUUCCCUUAUCCUGCCUUUCACUGGGAUCCAAUGAGGGACCCUUACAGGGGACUAGACAUCCACCGGAGAGAUCCGUUAGCUCGGGAUCUGCUCCUAAGGAAUGAUCCUCUACACCGGUUAGCAGCACCACGGCUUUAUGAAGCAGAGCGCUCGUACCGGGACCGUGAGCCUCAUGACUUUAACCGAGACCACCCUCACGGACUGACUUUGGAACAGCGGCGGGAACAAGAGAGGGCACACCUAGAAGAGAGAGAGCGGCUACACUUGCUCAGAGAGGACUAUGAGCAGGGGCGUCUACACCCAAUGCAUCACCCUGCUUUGGACGGACACCUCCCUCACCCUGGUCUCAUGGCCCCAGGACUACCUAACAUGCACUACCCUCGCGUUAGCCCCUCCUCCGCAAUGGCUGCUGCCGCCCAGAAUGGAAUCCUAAACAAAAACCCUCCCACUGCAUCACUCAGUGCCCCACCCCCUCUUAUACCAAGCCUCGGAGCACGAUCCACUUCUCCCAGACGGACUACCCCACUCAGCACUAAUAUUAGAGACAGACCCCCUUCACAUACACACAAAGACAUCGAGGCACGGUGAGGCUGAACACAUACACACACGUGUGUGCCCCUAAUUUGUGUCUGACAGACUUCAUCCUUUAAGUGGAACUCAAAACAAGCACUUGAUACUGGACUUAGACUGUAUCAUAUCUGUGAAUAGAUUGAUGAGUUUUUGUGUUGAUGUUUUGUUUUUUGUACAAACACAUGAAAUACUGAGAGUUUUCAUGAUCUUUUAUCCCAUUUGCUCUGGCUUAGGUGUGUAUUCUUAAACAUGUACAGUACACUGAUCUCGAGCAAGUGGACAAACUUUAGAUCUCUAACCUUGGAAACCCCAAAAAAGAUGAUUUUGGAAUGUACAGGUACCUCAAUACAUUGCAAAAAGGCAAAACUUGUAGAUAUGUGCAUAGUCUGUGUUUCUUUCCAUAAUGAAAAAAAAAAAAUCAAGGUACAAAUAUGCAAAUGGGUGUUAUGAUAGCUUUACUUUUGAAUGGCUGUACAUAGUGGGCAGUGAUCAAACAGAGAGUGCACAUUCUCACAGACUCGUUUUAAGUUUUAAGGUUUUUAAGGAUGCUAUUGUCCAAGAGGCCACAUCUCUUCUUUCAACUAUGCAACUCAUGCGUGGGCUCUCUCUCUCUCUUCACUCUUUUUCUCUCUCUACCAUUUUCUACUAAACCCUCUCAUUCUCCUGACCCACUCUCUGUACACUCUUGAUGACUGAAGCAACAGUACAUACACAUGAAUCAGACUGUUCCUAGACAGGGCUUGUCAAUGACAAGUAUUACUCAAACUGAGGCUCAAUCUGACAAACAGAUUGCAGCACUUCACUAAUAUGAUAUUCCCUAAAUCUGGAUCUAGAAACUUUUUUUUUUUUGUCAAGAUAUAAAAGUGUUUGCGGACAAUCCUUACAAAUAUAACAAGGUUUCCAGAACCUAACUAUACAAGUAUCAAAGAUAGAAUGGAUAUUGCUUCCCUAAAUUAAAUAAUAUUACAUUAAAAGUCAGGUAAUUUCAAUGAAAGACGUGUAAACAUGACUAGACCUGACAUCUUAUCACAAGACAGUGUGAAACCUGAAUGAAGUAAAACAAUUUACUAUUGGUCUGUGUGUUAAAGUGUGAUGUAUCUACAAAAUUAAGCUAUGGGCAGUUUGUUUUUAAUGAGCAGAGAUAUAUUUUAGUAGUCCAUGGGAGGGUUAGUUGUGCGCUUUUGAACUGUGAAAUUCAGAUGUUGUGCAGUGCUUUUUCUUUAAUUUCUCUUUUAAUUUUUUAUUUUUUUUUUUUCUUAAAAUCAAACAUUAAAAUGUCCACUGAAGCAGUAGUGGGUAGUCAAUACGUAUUGCAAAGAGAUUGUAAAGAACUUUUUUGCUGUUUAUCAUGUACGUAAAAAAAUUAAGUCCUUUCUAGAUGAUGUACAAAAAAGGGUGAGGCGACUCAGCAUGCUCCUCGGUUAAACUUGUGUUAUGUAAAUUGUGCUAUGUUAUUAAAAAAUGUGAACUAA